UCAUGAUGACUCGGUGUCGUUGUCGUUAAUUUGAGAUUUGAGGUUAGGCUAGACUAGACUUUCCAAUCCCGGCUAUUGUAGAGAUAAAAGAUGCUUUUAUUUUUGUUUAUGUAUUGAAUUAUUUUUAUUAAACUAUACUAGCUCAUUAAAAAACCACAAAAAUGUCAGCUAAGAGAAAACCAGAUUCCCAAGUACCCGUUGAAGAGAGUGACCAACUCUUGAUUAGACCUUUAGGUGCUGGUCAAGAGGUGGGCCGUUCGUGUAUUAUGCUGGAAUUCAAAGGAAAGAAAAUUAUGCUGGAUUGUGGCAUUCAUCCUGGUUUGUCGGGAAUGGACGCUCUUCCGUUCGUAGAUUUGGUGGAAGCAAAUGAGAUUGACCUUCUACUGAUAUCACACUUCCAUCUUGAUCAUUGCGGCGCCCUGCCAUGGUUUCUAUUGAAGACCAGUUUCAGAGGCAGAUGUUUCAUGACUCAUGCUACGAAAGCUAUCUAUAGGUGGCUAUUGUCUGACUACAUCAAAGUCAGUAAUAUUGCGACAGAGCAAAUGCUGUACACAGAGUCGGAUCUGGAGGCGAGCAUGGACAAAAUUGAGACUUUGAAUUUCCACGAAGAGAAAGACGUGGGUGGAGUGAAGUUCUGGGCGUACCAUGCGGGACACGUUCUGGGAGCAGCCAUGUUUAUGAUUGAAAUCGCCGGGGUCAAGGUGCUGUACACAGGCGAUUUCUCUAGACAAGAAGAUAGGCAUUUGAUGGCUGCUGAAAUCCCCACCAUUCAUCCCGACGUACUGAUCACGGAAUCAACGUAUGGUACACACAUUCACGAGAAGAGGGAAGACCGAGAGACGAGGUUCACGAGUUUGGUGAACGACAUUGUCACCAGAGGAGGACGUUGUCUGAUACCAGUGUUUGCCCUUGGCAGGGCGCAGGAGCUUCUACUUAUCCUUGAUGAAUACUGGAGUCAACAUCCGGAACUUCAUGACAUACCGAUCUACUAUGCCUCGUCACUGGCCAAGAAGUGCAUGGCUGUCUAUCAGACCUAUGUCAACGCCAUGAACGACAAAAUCAAAAGACAAAUCGCCAUCAACAAUCCGUUUGUUUUCAAACACAUUUCUAAUUUGAAGGGAAUCGAUCACUUUGAAGACAUCGGACCUUGCGUGGUGAUGGCUUCUCCAGGAAUGAUGCAGAGUGGUCUGUCCAGGGAGCUGUUUGAAUCCUGGUGUACAGACGCUAAAAAUGGAGUCAUUAUUGCUGGUUACUGCGUGGAGGGAACCCUAGCCAAAACAAUUCUGUCGGAACCGGAAGAAAUAGUGACAAUGUCUGGUCAGAAAUUGGCGUUGAAGUUGUCUGUGGACUACAUAUCGUUCUCGGCGCACACGGAUUACCAACAGACCAGCGAGUUUAUUCGUCUCCUCAAACCUCCACAUGUUGUGCUAGUGCACGGUGAGCAGAACGAGAUGAGCCGACUGAAGGCCGCCCUGCAGCGCGAGUACGAGGAUGAUCCGGACACCAACAUGCAGCUGCACAACCCUCGCAACACCAUCGCCGUUCAGCUCUACUUCCGCGGCGAGAAGACUGCCAAGGUGAUGGGAGCGCUUGCUGUGGAGAAGCCUAAACCUGGCCACAAAGUGUCUGGUGUCAUCUUGAAGAAGAAUUUCAGUUAUCACAUGCUAGCUCCAAGCGAUCUCUCCAAAUACACAGACAUGACAAUGAGCCAAGUGAUGCAACAGCAAUCGGUCCACUUCUCAGGCUCCCUCAACGUUCUCAAGCAUUACCUGCUUCAGAUAUCGGGCUCUGUGGCGGCAAUCGAUGAAAGGAAACUGCAAGUAUUCGGGUGCAUCGACGUUGUACUCGAAAAUAAAAUGAUAACGCUAGAGUGGAUGGCUACUCCAGUCAACGACAUGUACGCUGAUAGUAUUAUCACUGCCAUUCUGCAAGCAGAGACUGUUGAUCCUUAUUGCAAAAUACUCCCUGUACAAACCAAGAUGGACAGGAUGCAUUUCAAGGAGUGUCUAAUAGAAAUGCUGCAGGAAAUGUUUGGCGAGGAUUCAGUUCCGAAAAUUUUCAAAGGGGAGAAGCUGUACGUCACAGUUGAUGGCAAGAAGGCUAAUAUUGAUCUCAUGAACCUUGAAGUAGUUUGCGAGGAAGAUGAAACACUACAGCAAAUGGUUCAAACAGCAGUUGCACGACUUCACGACUCCCUGGCGCCGCCUCGUGUGGACCCUGCCGCAUCAUAAUGAUAAGAUCAUUUAUCUAUUCCUCAACAACACCAAGCCUUGGUUCACAGCUUGGUUCAAUCAUUUUUCGAUUUAGAAAUAAAAUGUUUUUUAUACGAG
Molecule: messenger RNA, 2330 nt
Organism: Nilaparvata lugens (brown planthopper)
Lineage: Eukaryota; Metazoa; Arthropoda; Insecta; Hemiptera; Delphacidae
Gene: Cpsf73
Product: cleavage and polyadenylation specificity factor 73
Exons: 16
Coding region: 162-2231 (689 amino acids)
Biological process (GO): mRNA 3'-end processing by stem-loop binding and cleavage
Cellular component (GO): mRNA cleavage and polyadenylation specificity factor complex
Molecular function (GO): 5'-3' exonuclease activity; RNA endonuclease activity; RNA binding
Source: RefSeq, a predicted model, not a curated record